Messenger RNA from Hydra vulgaris (swiftwater hydra), 1319 nucleotides. RefSeq names its product heme-binding protein 2. NCBI's taxonomy places the organism in Eukaryota, Metazoa, Cnidaria, Hydrozoa, Anthoathecata, Hydridae. The record is from RefSeq and is a predicted model, not a curated record.
GUUAUUGUUAAAAACACUCAUAAUUCAAAAUUUUUCUGAACUGAGUGUGCAACGAUGAAGCCUUGAUUAUAAAUAAUAAUGUCAGUAACAUAAAGUUAACAACAUUAAGUUAGUUAACAUAAUAUUAUUGUGAUUAUGUAACUUAAUGUUAUUGUUACUACUGAGUAUUCCGAGAUCAUAAUUUUUUAUGUUACGCAAAAACAAACAUUUAAAGAUAUUUAAAUAAUAAUAAAAAAAAAAAAACAAAUAAGCGUCUAUUGCAUAAAUAUUCCUUAUUCUUAAAUUAUUUGACAUUUAAUUACUCAUUCAAAAGUUUUCAACCAUGAAACAGGAUGAAGGAGUCGAAAAAGCAAGUGAAGGAUCUUCAAGUUUUUAUGGCAACCUGAUAUGUCCUGCAUUCACAACUGUAUCAAAAGGUGAUGGUUUUGAGAAGAGAUGUUACGAAGAGUCAACAUGGGUAACAACAUCAAUUCAAGCUUCAAAUAAUCAAUCCACCUCGUUUCGAACAAUGUUUCAAAACCUCUUUAAAUAUAUUAGUGGAGAAAAUGAUCAAAACGUUAAAAUACCAAUGACCGCACCCGUUCUUGUCUCAGUAAAAUCGUUGCCGGAAAAUUUUAGGGACAUUAAAAUGCAUUUUUUUGUUCCUCCUACAAGCUUAGUUAUACCAAAACCUACUUCAGAUGCUGUGAAGCUUGAAAAAUAUCCUAAAUUUUGUGCAUACGUUCGAGUUUUUGGCGGUUAUCAGAUGGGUGUUAAUAAAGACAUGUUUUUUCAGCGUAAGCAGCUUACAGAUGCACUUGAUAAAGCCGGUCUAAAAUAUAAUGAAAAGAAUUUGAUUUAUGCAGGUUACAAUUCACCUUUUAAAUUGUUUAACAGGCAUAAUGAAAUUAUGGUAGAAAUUGAUUCACAAGAAUCGGCUUUUUAAAGCAGUAUUUAAAACAAGCUUUAAUUCCAACUAGAUCUACAAAUAAACCCACGACAAGUAUUUUAAGUAGAUUAUUUAACUAAGUAAAAGUCUUGUGGAAAAGAAAUUAUCAGGAAAAAUUCAAAGUAGCGUAACUCAAGAUGCCAGAAAAAAAUUGUAGCCCUCUUGCUAUUCCAUUGAUAAUCGUACAACUUUAAAUCCAUUUGUGCCGUGUUUUUUGUCGUAGUGUAAAGAUUAUUUAUCGUAUCAGUUCUUAUGGCGUUGUUGUUGUUGCUAACAACAAAUGUUUAUGCAGAUUCUUAUUAAAAAAUCGUUUUCUGCUUCAAACGUUAUUAUUUUUUAAAUAAUAUUAUAGAUUUGUUUUACUUAAAAAAUAUUCAAAAGUUGUUGAUUU